This is a messenger RNA of Schizophyllum commune H4-8, 2011 nucleotides long. RefSeq lists its product as uncharacterized. The transcript is spliced from 11 exons. NCBI's taxonomy places the organism in Eukaryota, Fungi, Basidiomycota, Agaricomycetes, Agaricales, Schizophyllaceae. The record is from RefSeq and is a predicted model, not a curated record. The coding region runs from base 89 to 1594 and encodes 501 amino acids.
CCCGCCUCGAGGCCACUCCCGCCGCUCUCGAUCCCUUCUUCGCUCGCGCCAUCCCACCACCACCUUAUACCUUGCCCUUCCACAAAGCAUGACUCCCGGAUCGCCAACAGUCUUCCUCCUAUGGACCGUCUUGGCCUGUUUGUUCCUCUGCUUCCUCCUUGUUCACCUAUGGAGUUAUGAUCGCUUCAAGUGCCUCAAGUGGAAUGCGGGCAAGCAGCCCGGCGCGUUCAACAGGCUCAUGACAUAUACCUACAUCCUCACUGUGCCGCUGCUUUUGGCGUUCAGCGCGAGCGUGACGCGAUUGAAGUACAGGGAAGGGCACGUCGUACUCCCCUCUGGUCAAGCCGUACCCAGACCAGUGCCUGCAUGGAGUCAAGAAAGCAAGGAUCAGUUACUCCCCCUACUCUUUGUCUUCAGCAUCGCAUGGGCAUUCGAAAUUGUUACCCACCUCGAGGAACUCAUGUUCUGGCUCUUUCUCCUCCACCAAGGCCCCCGCAAGCGCGACUGGUUCCACAGCUGGGAGUUUCGCACCUGGUCGUUCGGAAGCACCGCAGCGAUCGUCGGCCUGCCUAUGACCACCCUCGCCGCGCGCAGGGACCUCGAUUUAUGCGCUGCGUGGAUCUUCCUCGUGGGAGCCGUCGCGGGGACGGUGACCACCGUCUGGUUCCUGUACGUGAUUGGCAAGUUUCCGACGUUCAUAACGCAGGUGAAGGCGGGCGGCGCGGAGCCGGCUGUCGUGGUUAGGCUCUUCAGGUUCUACCAGCUGCAUACGUUCCGUGUUGUGCUGCGGUUCUUUUUCACGGUGCCCCUGCUUGUUCUGGCCGCGGAUGCUUUGGCUAUGGGCACGCAUCCCAUUGUGCACGAUCCGUUCUGGGCGGACUUCCUCCUCCUCAUCGGCGGCAUUGGAUGCUUCUCGUCGUCAGCCCUCACGCUGCUGAUCUUCUUCCCCCGCUCCUUUACGCAAGAGAUGGGCUACGUCGUCAAGGUUUCCCCGCCGCCUAGUCGGAAACGUCGCUCGGCCGCAGCGCCUCCAGCAUACCCGCACUACAGCCACAUUCAUCACCCUUCGACUCCCAAAUCGCCGAAGUCGACCGUACACGCUCCGCCUGACGUCGUGUACUCGCCUGACGCGGGUAGCGCGCACUUGCAGAUGGCCGCGUUCGAGUAUCCCUACCGCGCGCCGUCAUAUACGACCUCGACGACGAGCUCGCAUCGGCCAAGUACAAGCACGAGCUCGGAGUCGGACGUGCGCUCGAUGGCAUCGUGGAGGGAGGAGGCGCUCGGAGAAAACGAGACUGCGUACGUGCGGGAGCAGGAGGGACAGGACGUGCUAGCGCCACCAGCCGACGUGCACGGGCGAGGCAGCGACCGCCUGACGUGGCGGAGCUCGGAGACGAGGGUGCCCGGAAAGGGGGUGCCUUCGCCUGCCCAACAGCGUGCGCAGACGUCGGGUAUGGAGCUGGGGGAUACAGGGGAUGAAGCGCCACAAAUGCAUCCCUAUGUCAUGGCCUUCACGUCCCCUAUCGACCUGCCUGACCUGUAUUCAUCGCCAUCAUCGCCGUCGUCGCACGCACACUCGGGGGCGCACGCCUGACUGAUGAGUGCAGUCAAUAUCGUUUCGCCUCUCGCCUUCCUCGGGCUCUUUCCCCCGUCCGCGAAGAUUCCCCCUUGUUCGUCCUGAUGUACUAAUAGGUCCUUGUUUCUCAUGGGUAUGUUAUCGGAUAUGUAUGUAUAUCUACUGCCAUCUACCUGUUCUUUCCGCACAACUCCUAAUACCCCGCUCACCUCAUACUCGCAUUGCUUGCUGCCUCCAGCGUCCCCUCUGCUGCGCUCUCGCUCUCCGCUCCUUACCACCGUAGCCUACUGUACGUAUUAUUCACCAUUGUAUGGGCAUCCGUUCCCAUCGCUGUCUAUGCUAUGGACCUCUGUUUCUGCUGUCUCUACUGUCUGUUGGACCUCGGCGCCCAUGUACUUACCAAAAUCGAAUUCUCUGGAUCUUCAUUCUUGGCUC